CAGCUUUGGCAGGAGUGACGGCUGGCUUGACCGCAGUGCCUCAUCAGAGCUCUGCUCAGCUGAAUUGUGAAGUGAACGAAUCGUUUUAGUGACUGAUUCAGUUCAGUUCGUCCACGAUAGCGACCUCCGUUGCUGCAGACACAUGCCAUUGGUCUCCGGUACUGCAGACGCAUAUUAUUGUCUCACUCCGACCCAUGAAUACAGCCGUAGUGCGCUUGAAGGUGGAAGCAGUGCUGAGUAACGUUAACACCAGACAAGGACCGAACAGGCCAGGUCAUAACGUGGUGUGGCUGUUGAUCUGAUCGAUUGGGCACACGUCAACAUGGAGCUGCACCUGUUCACCACGGUCUGUCUCCUCUUUGGCAGGAUAAUGAUUACGCAUCAGACUCACAUGAACUCUGUGUCCUCGUUUCUGUUCACACCACGUGGGCCCCAGAUGUUUCCAUGUCUAACUUACCUGGAGAGAAAUGUCAGGGUAGACUGUGAGUUUCCACCCACCUACCAGGUCCCAGGCCCCUACUGUGAGUAUCGGCAGGACAGCCGGCUGGUGGGCAGCACCUACCCCAAUGCUGUCAUCUACGUGUCCACUGAAGACCGCAGGAGAAGCAAUGUGAGCCUGGUCACUCCCAAUCUGUGCCGUCUCACCUGGGCCCCGAUGGCUGAUGAGAGGCCUUACACCUACACCUGCAGAGUUUACCAAGGCAACAACUGGAAAGAGAACAGCAUGGCUGUGCACCACAGAAUCCUGCCUAUAUGCUCUGCAAUCACUCUUAAAUCUGCACCAUUGCUUUUGUCCCUGGUGAUGUCACUUCCUUUGGCUGUUGGUCUUCUAAGUCCAUGAACUCUCACAUUUACGGAGAUUCAAAGCUAUGAAAACCUUUUAACAUAAAUAUGAGUGAAUGUGUAAAUCACCCGCUCAGUGAGCACUGGACAAUAUUUAAAAUGUUUAUCUGUGAUGUGAAAGAUUUCAUGUAAAAUACCAUAUUCUCACCACUGUACAAUUGCACACCAUUGUUUGACAAUGCUUUCAAAACAUGAACAAAAUCAUAGUGAUAACAAAAUAAGGACCGUCAGCAAAUUAAAUAGCGAAAAGUGUUCUAAGUUAUUGUUUCUGUUUUAGAAGGAGCAAAUUACAGACAGCGAUGUGAACUACUGUCUCAAUCAGUGGCUAAAUAACAAAUAUUUUUGUAGAAGGCCAAAAAAAUAUUAAUUGUGUGGUCUCUUCAACAUAAGAUAAAGGGAUCUUAUAUUUGCCAUUAGGAACUGAAUUUGAAUUAUUUACAACUGAAUGUGAACCACUCAAUUUGAACCUGAACUGAACAAGUUGAAUAAUUGCUUUUAAAAUUAGAAUGUCAAUUGAAUCUGAAUGUAUUGGUUUCAAAGUGUAUUGCAAUAAAUUACUGCAGCAUAAAGUUGUAUGUAAAGGUGA
Solea solea (common sole) is the source of this 1429-nucleotide messenger RNA. RefSeq lists its product as uncharacterized. The record is from RefSeq and is a predicted model, not a curated record. The coding region runs from base 323 to 841 and encodes 172 amino acids. NCBI's taxonomy places the organism in Eukaryota, Metazoa, Chordata, Actinopteri, Pleuronectiformes, Soleidae. The transcript has 4 exons.